AUGCUACGACAGUUACUAGACAGUAAUAGGAGACAUAUCGAGGAAGUGAAUAAAAAGCAAGCGGAAGAAAAUAGGAGACAUAGCGAGGAAGUGAAUAAAAAACAAGCGGAAGAAAACAGGAGACAUAUCGAGGAAGUGAAUAAAAUACAAGCAGAAGAAAAUAGGAGGCAUAUCGAGGAAGCAAAUAAAAGACUGACUAGUGAAAUAGUACAGGGUGUUGGGGAGAAACUGGCGAUCAUUGACCAACGCAUCUCUGCCUUAGAAGAGGGGCAGCAAGUCAUUAGCAAGCAGGUGAUGGAGCAAGAAGAAAGCUUACAUCCACUAAACUGUGGAUCAGCUGGAAUUGAGAACAAUCAACAGCAGCAGCAGCAGUAUCAAUACCGUGAUUCCGAGGAGCAGGAGCAGGAAAGGGCACAGGUCCCGUUGAGCUAUAAUGCGAUGAAGGGAAGCUGGAUCGAUGGAACCAUGGUGAUGCAGAAAGCCACAGAACUCCAAAAUCUUUCUGAUGCAAGGAACCUGCGUGGCUUUUACGCUGGUAUUAAAGAGCUGUAUGGACCUAUCCGCUCCUCAUCAGGAGCACUGAAAGCUGCUGACAACUCCACCAUUCUUACUGAAAGUCAGGACAUCUUAAAUCGUUGGAAAGAGUACUUCAGCUCACUGUUAAAAAGCCCUUCUACUGCCGCUGGAGAUUUUCUCAAAAAUGCCCCACAGCACCCUCCAAAAUCCUGGCUGGCUGAUCCUCCAACUUUUCAAGAAUUUUGCAAGGCACUCAAGAGUGUGAAACCUGGGAAGGCUCCUGGACCUGACAGCAUCCCGAUGGAGCUUAUUGAGGGUGGCGGCUUGCCUCUAAAAACUAGACUCUUCUCACUUAUUAUAUUAAUGUGA
Schistocerca piceifrons (Central American locust) is the source of this 885-nucleotide messenger RNA. Its product is annotated as caldesmon-like. The coding region runs from base 1 to 885 and encodes 294 amino acids. The transcript is spliced from 5 exons. NCBI's taxonomy places the organism in Eukaryota, Metazoa, Arthropoda, Insecta, Orthoptera, Acrididae. The record is from RefSeq and is a predicted model, not a curated record.